Caenorhabditis remanei is the source of this 312-nucleotide messenger RNA. RefSeq lists its product as uncharacterized. Bases 1 to 312 code for a protein of 103 amino acids. The transcript is spliced from 2 exons. The record is from RefSeq and is a predicted model, not a curated record. NCBI's taxonomy places the organism in Eukaryota, Metazoa, Nematoda, Chromadorea, Rhabditida, Rhabditidae.
AUGAUGUCGCAGACUUCUCACUACCAACUGACCUCACUCUGGACUCUCCUUAAGAAUCGUGCAAAAUUCUGCUUUAUCCCAAAUAAAGAAUGCUCUCUUUCUCUCGACAGAGCUCGUUUUUCUUUGACCGUCCAUGUCACUGAUAUCAGUGAGCUUAAUAUCUACUGCUACAAGGCGCCGAACCAUAUAGAAGAAAUGUCGAAGGGGUUCCAUGGAAAGUGCUGGACCUUGAUUUGGGAGAUUAUGAAUUUUGGAACCGCUGUCAUUAUGGAAAACUUUGAUUCGAUGGAUUAUCUAUCAUGGAUUUCAUGA